UUUCCCGGCAUGCACUGGGCUCGCUGCAGUUUAGGCCACGUCCUCGGGCCACGUAGCUCGGCGCUCGCCAUUUUAACGGAUUAAACUGAGCGGCGGUAGCAGUAGGAGUCAGUGCCGGCUGCCCGUGAAGACGUGCUUACUCAUUCACCGACAUGAACAUCUUUAGGUUAACUGGGGACCUGUCCCACCUGGCGGCCAUCAUCAUCCUUCUGCUCAAGAUAUGGAAGACCCGGUCCUGUGCCGGUAUUUCGGGGAAGAGUCAGCUCCUGUUUGCCUUGGUGUUCACUACUCGGUACCUGGAUCUCUUCACAGCUUUCAUAUCACUGUACAACACAUCUAUGAAGCUUAUCUACGUUGCCUGUUCAUACGCCACAGUCUAUCUGAUAUACAUGAAGUUCAAGGCGACCUAUGAUGGAAAUCACGACACAUUCCGGAUGGAGUUUCUUGUUGUACCUGUUGGGGGGUUAGCGGUGCUGGUCAAUCACGACUUUUCCCCUCUAGAGAUCCUGUGGACCUUCUCGAUCUACCUGGAGUCUGUGGCCAUCCUGCCUCAGCUCUUCAUGAUCAGUAAAACGGGUGAAGCGGAGACAAUCACCACACACUACCUGUUCUUCCUUGGCUUGUACCGUGCCUUGUAUCUAUUCAACUGGAUUUGGCGCUACUCGUUUGAAGGCUUCUUUGAUCUUAUUGCAAUAGUGGCUGGAGUGGUGCAAACUAUCUUGUACUGUGACUUCUUCUACUUGUAUUUUACAAAAGUACUAAAGGGCAAGAAGUUGAGUUUGCCAGCGUAAGUGCCAUAGAUUGUAACCAGCUGUCCCUUACACCAGUUGGACAGAACAAUCAUUACCACGAGCAAGAAGUAAGAUGCCUGAAGCAGUCAGAAACAAUUGUAUAUGCAGAACCAGUCAGAAUUUGUGCUGCCUUAGGAGCCAGAACAUCAUCCAGUGGCCGAUAACACCAACAGCGAAAUGGUGACGGCAACCGCGACAGACCAGCUGACUUGUUUUACGCAUCUUGCCUUUCCUGUUUUUUAUUAUGAUGUAUAAAGGUUUUUUUACAUAAAAAAGGUUUCCUGUAUUGAUCAAUUCAAUGCACCGUUUCAGUUUAAUAGUUGUAAAAGUGAGAUUUUUUUUUUUGGUGAAGUUUACAACUUGGUACAAGUGCAGAUCCCCCCACCCCUUUAAAAAUUCCCUCCACGCAGCAAUUUUUUUCUUUUUAACCUGGAUAUGUUUGUUCCCCUCCCCCUUCCUUGCGGUUUCAUUGCUAGUUUAUAUGUUCUUGAUUGGACAAUUUGUGCCUAUUUUAAUUCCAAAUUUUUCCUCCGUCAUUCCACUAAUUUAUUUUGCCCAAAUUUUUUUUUAAAACCUUCAUUUUUUGAUUCUUCUGAAAUGAUCCAUGUAUGUCUUGUCUAUAAACCAUUUUUUUUUUCUCUCCUUAUCUUAUACUAUUCCUAAUGUGAGGAAAUGUCCCUUUUUUUUUUUUUUUGCUUUUCUGUCUUUUUAAAGCACAACAAUACCAGACUUUUUUUUAUUUUUUUUCCAAAAUAAAGAUGGUCAAAUACAUGGUGGCUUGUCGAAAAACUUCCCUACAGGUUCUAAUUGACCAAAAACAAAUUGUAUAUUGGCAUUUUGAUAUCUAGGCUUUACAGAAGUGUUACUGCUCUAGAAGAGAUGAGGUUCACUGUAGACAAAUUCAUGAAAGAGAAAAUAUAUUCUUGUUUUAUAGGAAACAUUAAUCUUUCAUUAAAGGGGAAAAAAUUAUAAAGGAGUCUCUCAGUUCUUAUUAUAAAUGCAUUUUGCCUAUUUCGUCUGAGUAUCUGAGUUAUGAAGAUAAGUUUAUUGGAUGUAUUUGCAGAAUUUAUUUUGUGUUUCUCUAGGUCUUAAAGGGUCAGUGUACUCAGCUAAGCAGGUGUGAAGAUUUCAUUGUAUUCAAAGCUGCUUCCCCAAAACCCUUUCAUACACUGGUCUCUCUCCCAUCCCCCAAGGACACUGAUUUCUGCUGCUGCUUUUUGCUAAUUUGUCUUUUCUAUAGCCAUUGCUGCAGUACUACAAUUUAUAGUAUAGAUGGAGGUUUCAACAGGCAAAAGCUAUAUACAAUUUGAUAUACUCCAGCAGGUAAAAUGGAUAUUUGGAAAAAUAUUAAAGGGGAGAAUGUCCCUUUAAGACUUGGUGACACUAAACUUGCAUAUUUUAGGUCUUUGUUCUUGGUCCCUGCAGUAAUUAUUAAAAAACAUUUUUUAAAUAUUUUAUUGGUGUAAUAGCUUUGUCUGAAAAAAAUAAAACCAAUCGUUUUUUUUUG
Molecule: messenger RNA, 2298 nt
Organism: Bombina bombina (fire-bellied toad)
Lineage: Eukaryota; Metazoa; Chordata; Amphibia; Anura; Bombinatoridae
Gene: KDELR2
Product: KDEL endoplasmic reticulum protein retention receptor 2
Exons: 5
Coding region: 153-791 (212 amino acids)
Biological process (GO): protein retention in ER lumen; endoplasmic reticulum to Golgi vesicle-mediated transport
Cellular component (GO): cis-Golgi network; membrane; endoplasmic reticulum
Molecular function (GO): ER lumen protein retrieval receptor activity
Source: RefSeq, a predicted model, not a curated record